CAAACUUCGAACGAGUGGGGCUUGCUCACCGCGAAAACUUCCGACGCACGAUCCCAUCCGCCACCGAACUUGGCACCUUUGGGUUUCCGACUUCCGGAUGUGGUUCGAACAGGCCGGGUAUGAGUGCAGCACGCGCGAAAUCCAAAGGGCUCGUCACUUCGCUUUCGCCUACCCUAUCUACGUUCUGGGUUGGGGUGCACAUCAUUAAGAAAUAAAACGACCCUUCAAGAAGUGAUAAUUAGUGAGUUGGUCUGCUUCGCUUUCGGAAAAUUGGGCCACCGCGGGUAGGAAGAAGACAAGUUGGUCAAAAGUCUGCAGAUCGAGUUUAGUAGUGCUGCCCAUGACCGAUAGCUUCUCGGAAAGAAGCGUUACAGCAGUCCAGGUGAAGAAGAUUGUGGGUAGCGUAACAGCGCGAAAGCAAAGCGGGAAAUUAUCGGUCCAUUUAUCGUGAUUAUAACCGGAGCCCGUGCGUUGUGCGAGGCGCGAAUAUAUCGAAGAAUCGUUAGCCGCAAGGUUUGCGGUGUUGUUUAUAAGAGCCACUACCGAUCCGAUCCACGGACUACGUUGCGGGUUAUUAUUUUUCCGAUUGGCUCGCUCCGGACCAUUCUUAUGAGACCUGUGGUCUCCUCGGUUGUUUGAACAACGGCCAGCAGUCAGUGCCGCGACGGGUGCAGUCAAUUUAUUCUCAUGGCCGAUAAAAAUCGCCAAGUCUGCAGAGGUGCCGUUCGACCAUAAAUGAUUCCCAGGAAGUCUACUCGGUCGAUUAGAGACUUACUGCGCCAUCGGUUAUCCGAUUGAAGUGUGGUGAUAAUUGAUAGAAGCAGUCGAGAGUGGGAGGUCGAAUUCGAAGAAAACAAGAACCGCGGUGAUUUCGGAAGACCUCCACUCAGAAGGGUGAUGUGGAGUUUGUUUGCGUGAUUGUUUUGGCUGGUCAUAAGGAAGAAAGUGAUUAGGAGAGCUUGAAGGUUGUGUAAACACACCGAAUAAGGUUCCAAGUUUUUGUGUCAACAACGAAAACGAGGCAGCUCUCCGUCGUCAUCAGUGUUUUGUGUUUUUAUGCGCUGGCGGAAGAGCCAUAAAGGAUUAAGGAGCGUCAGAAGUCGACACCGGAGUGUGAUAUUCUUGUGAUUCUCAGUAAAGUGAACGUGAAAAAAAGAACAAGGAAAAGGAUAACCACGCCGGGACGAGAAAUUCCACCCUUAGUAAGUUCUUUCCUCUAUUUUAUCCUUGCCAUUAGGAGCGUUUUCUGCGAGAAGCAAGCAAGUGAGUGGAAAAGCUAACGGCCACAACUACUAGCUGCUUUGACGAUGAACAAACAUUUUAAUUGAAUGUCAUCAGAAGGAUAAAAACAGACCAAAUUGGAACGGACGAGCGCCACGCUUGCCAGGGUGACAAAAAACGGAACCGACGAUAGAACGGGACGUGUUGGCAUUCUGUGCUGUCAUGUCUACUUGUGUGCCUGGACGGGAAGUGCUCGGGUUGAGGAGUCCUUGGGCAUAACGACAAAAAAGUAUAUCACCUGGUCCAAUAGGAUCUCACCCUCGGGCCGCCGCUGCUGCUUCAGCUUCUAACAGCUUCAUCGCCGGCCUCCGCUCUUCUUCUCACCCAACCGAGCCACAUAGCAGCGUGUGAGCGAGCGUACGAGCGGAGCAGCCAGCCGACCCAGCACCAUCGGCUCUCCGUCCGGCGGAGUUCAGUCAUCGUCGCGGAUGCAAUGCAACCGGUCGUCGUCGUUCGUCCCGUUUUGCCGUCGCUUUCGUCGUCGCCGAAUAUGACGGUGCUGUAACGAGCGUCGUAUAGCAUAGCAGCAGUAGUGGCAACAGAAACGCCGGAAAAAGGCGAAAACGAAUAGUGUGAGAGAGUGUAAUAUGUUACUCGACUUUGGAGGACGACUGCGACGUCUAUAGUGUGUGCCGCCGUCGUCGUCGUACCCAGAGGGAUAUUUUUCCGAACAACGACACAAACGACGAACGGAAGUGCCGCGUCUCCUCGCGCGCUCGCUCGAUCUCUUUGGAGUGGAAGGACGUCGGUAGAAAAUUUAUAAGAGUGCUGUUUCAAUUUGUGUGAAAGCGAAUCAAGCGCGAAUAUGGAUGUGAAGUGAAAAUCCGCCGGUUACACUAAUUUACAGCGUUCUUGAAUCCAUGUUAGUUUUUUUUGUCACACACAUACGUCAGCUCGAGGGGAAGAGCUACCAGAAGAAAAAUUGCCAUCCACGUUGCCCGGAAUAAAUAGUGAAUCGGGAAGAAAAGUGGUCUCCGUUGUGUACAGGUCCCAACCGACCGAUCGACCGACCAUCCUACCAACCAACCAACCCAACCAAGUUAAGGUUGAAAGCAGUGUUUCCCACUACUGAUGGAUAAUGUGUUUCCUCCGAUGCUAGGCGGGUCAAUUUCCCGGCCAAGUCGUUCAGAAAGUGUUGUAAGCCAGUCGUCAGCCCAAGUGGCAAAUGUGAGUGUGGGAAAAGGGUUUUUCCUCUCGAUUUCAUCGAUGCUUGUGAAGCUGAUCGGAGCCGGGUAUUGAAACAAAAGAAGAACCAACCCACCAAUCGCAUCGGGUGGGAAGUCAGUGCCGUUGCCGUGCUAGUGGUGAUUUUUCCGAGCAGACGGGGAAAAGCCAGAAGAUGCUCGAUGGUUGGAGGGAAGGUGCUUGACGAAGAGUGAGUGUAAUUAAAAAUUUAUUGAAAAAAUCUUAAUUAGAAAACAGCGCGCAAAACAAGUGGAAGUGUGUGACGUUCGGUGAAUUUAUUUGCUGUCGACAUUAAAUGUCGAGCUAAUCGUUGAAAAAGAAAGUAAUUGGAAGAACUGAAUCAACGCCGCUGGAGAUUGGACGGAUUUUAGAUAGAACGAGGAAAGCUGUGCUUGUUCGUUCGUACAAGUACCGGAAAGUUGAUAGCAGAGCCAUCGACACGGCCAACAUCACCGCCACCGUGGAAACAGUGGAGACAAAGCUUGGCAAACCGUCGUCGCAGCCACGGACAGCCACCCAUCAAGUUUCUGAGCUGCUGCUGCUGCUGCUGUAGGUACAAGGCGUCAGGACCGCGUAACACCGGGUCCUGUCUGCUGCAGCAAGACCGCACACACAUACACAUCACAACGAUUACAGGCGGUUACGGUUUUCUCGUCUCUGCGCCUCGGCAACCGGUGUGCCACACGUAGAACACACGUAUCCACUGAAUACACGUGCAUUGUGGGAGGGCGGCAACCCCUCGUGACCAAUGAGUGAAUGAAGCCACCAACUCUGCCAACAAACUGCAGACCUUAGAUCUCCCAGUUUCCUAUUCAGCUGAAACCCGUACAGGCGACGGGACUAACGGCAGAUAACAUGAGCAUAAAUAAAGUUACGCUGUUUCAAUUAUUUAUUAUCGCUCUCUCGCUGAGCCCGGUAAUUGGCUCCAAAGUGAAUAAAGAGCGACAAUUGAGACAGCAGCAACAGCAGCAAAACUACCAGAACGAUGCUGCAGAUUUUGGUUACAUCUCGGAUUCGCACGGGCUUCCGACCCGGUUCGGUGACGAGGACGACGUGAUAUUUGCCAAAAAGCAAAACGAAACAGGCGGCCAGCAUCAUCUGGCGGGGGGCGGUGGGGUCACCAUCGGGCAAGGAUCCGUGUCCAACGUGAAACCGUCGCUGCUGGGCCACGGAACCGACUACGACGACUAUGAUUAUGAAGGCGAGCUGGAUCAUCCGGAUGAUAACGAUAGCCACGGUAAGGAUGGUGGCGCCAAAGGGCACGGAUUAGAUUCCGGAGAUUACACGGAUGGAUUCGAUGGCGAUGCCAUAGAUCAGAUUGAGAGCUUUGGCGACGGAAGCGAUACCACCAGUUUGCUUCCGGUAUUUUUGGUGGAACCGCAGAGCACGUACGUGAUCAAAAACCGGCCGGCGGUGCUGCAGUGCAAAGCGUCGCAUGCGUUUCAGAUCUCGUUCAAAUGUAGCGGUGGCAACAAGCCCCCACUGACGACCCACGAGACGCAUGUGGAUCCGCACACCGGAGUGCAGCUGCAGGAGGCCAGCACGACCAUAACCCGCGAACAGGUCGACGAGUUCUUCGGCCGGGGACCGUUCAAGUGCGAUUGCCAGGCCCGGUCGUCGCGGGGCGUUGUGCGGACACAAUCUGCCACCAUCCAAGUCGCAUAUAUCAAGCGGCAAAUCAGCAUCACGCCGAAGUCGAUCCGCGUCGAGCUGGGUGGCCGGGCGGAGAUCAUUUGCAACGUGAAUGCCACUCCGGUUGCCAAGAUCUCCUGGCUCAAGAAUGGGAUCCCCCUGGUCGCGAACCCCCCGGUGGUGAUUACUGUGGAUGAUAAAGUGCUGGUCGCGCACGUCACCAUGCAGGACAUGGCCAAUUAUACAUGUGUUGCGGAGAACAUUGCCGGCAAGCGGGUCUCGGACCCCGUCAGUCUCACCGUCUACGUUGAUGGAGGUUGGAGUUCGUGGGGUCCCUGGACGGACUGCAAGUGUCCCGGCCACCCGAAGCAAGGUCAGAAACGAAACCGAGUGUGCAACAAUCCACUUCCACUGAACAGUGGAGCUCCCUGCGUUGGCCACAACACCGACACCACUCCGGACUGUCUUCCCUGCACAGCCGGCCGGUGGUCGCAGUGGACCGAGUGGAGCGAAUGUGCACCGGACUGUACCCAGACGCGUUACCGGUCCUGCAUCGGUGGACCGGUCAUUGCGUCGUCCUCGGCAGCGGCCGCCCUGGUGGCCAAUACGACGACGGCCAGCAUGAUGCUGGACAAACAGCCGUACGAUGGCGGCACCAUCAACUGCGUCGGGAAGAGCCUCCAGUCGGCCAAGUGCACCGGAGGGGCGUGCAGCUACAGUGUUCAAGGAUCUAACUGGACCAUCUAUUUGGGCCUGGCCCUGACGGCAGCGGUCUGCAUCGCAAUCGGAGCCGGCCUGAUGAGGCUGGCUCGGCGGAAGAAAACGAUACCGGCUUACAACCUCGCUAGAUCAGAAAUGCCAUCCGAGUACUUCCCGACCGAAAGCAAGAAGCUAACCCAUUUUCAGCCCGAUUUGACGCAGAAUACGGUGGCCAUAAAUUACGAGUAUCCCCUGACGCCACACCACCAGCCCACCUCGCAGCACCAUCUGCUCCAGCAGCAGCAAUCAGCGCACCACGGAAUGUUGACGACGACGGCGGACAGGACAGGACAACAUCAGCAGCAGCAGCAGCACCCAGGAGGACAUCACCAGAGCAAUUCGCUCAAAAAUUCACUGCCAUUCCCCCGAUCCAACUCGGAGCACCACUACGACGUUCCGCAUUUGUGUAAUAACUACAUGUACCCCCUGGACAAAAUCAGCAUCAAUGAAUCAUACUCGUCGUCCAGCUACUCGAAGCGUGUCUGCAGCGUAGAGUCCCUGGCCACCUCUACCAACACAUCCGGUGACUCAAACUACGACCAGGCCCUAAUGGUUAACUCCACCCUUCCGGUCCCGGUUGAUCAACCUGUUUCGAACGGACUACGAACCGCCGACUACACCCAGAUGACCCUCACGCCAGCGGGUGCCUUAAUGCGGCUGAACACCUACUACGUGGCGCUUCUCAUUCCGGAGAGUGCCAUCUCCAAGCACCAGAAACAGAGCGUCGUCCUGUCCAUCGUCAAAGACGAAAAGUUCUCCAUCCAGAGCCCGGGAUCGCGCAUCACCUUUCUCAGUCCGGUGGUGUUCUGCGGUCCUCCCGACACUAAAGUGCACAAGCCCAUCGUGCUGAAGGUGCCUCAUUGCGCAGAAAAUCUGUCCAACUGGCAGUUUUCGCUGUACCACUCGACGGACGGAACCGGCCGGUGGAACGAAGUGGUCACCAUUGGAAAGGAGAACAUCAACACGCCGGCGUUUGUGCAGAUCGACAAACGGUACGCGUACGUGUUGACCGAGGUUUUCGGGAAGUAUGUGCUGGUCGGAGAAUCGGCGAACGAUAUCCAAGAACGUGUGGCCUGCAAGAAACUCCGGAUGUUCAUUUGCGGUCCUUCAACGGUGCCGGAAUUUUCGGAUGUUAGCGUAAGGAUAUACAUAGUGGAGGAUAAUCCGGGAGCGGAGGAGCGCUGUAGAUACUGUGAACAGGAGAUCGGAGGAGUUUUGCUGGGGAAAAGUACGGUGUUGUACUUUUCCGAUAACAGUCAAGAUCUGUGUAUAGAUAUUAGGAGCGUAGGGGGAUGGAAGUCGAAGCCAUACGGCGAUCGGCAGGUGAUACCGUUCUCACAUGUGUGGAACAACAGCAAUUCAACAUUGCACUGCAGUUUUACGCUUAGUCGAACGGAACACGAUAAAUGUGACUUCAAGAUCGACGUUCAAGCAGUACAGGAAAAUUGCGGAUUCAACGUAGCCCCAUCAACGCUAAGUAUUUCAUCGUUCACUCCUCUCUCGAAAGAUGGCAGCAACUGUCAGCAUUCUUCAAGUUCCUUCGAAACGAUGACCAUUUGCAGCGUGGGCUCAAAUUCUGCCAACGGUGAGCACAACGUCAUCAACACGGACAAGUUCCGCCUCAACAAGAUAGUGAAAAAGAAACUGUGCAAGUGUUUGGACCCGCCGACGCAAAAGGGCAACGAUUGGCGCAUGCUGGCCGCGCAUCUCAGCGUGGAUCGUUACCUGGCGUACUUUGCCACCAAGCCCUCGCCCACCGACCAGAUUCUGGACCUGUGGGAAUGCCGAAACCGGGAUCUGAACGCGCUCUGUAAUCUGAUCGAGAUCUGCCGCAAUAUGGGUCGUCACGACGCGGUUAGCAUAUUGCAAGAGAUUCAAACGCCUUCCUGGCUGUAGAUUUAGCAUUUAGUCAAAGGUUGGAAACAUGAUAUGUAAUAGAAGCAGUAGAUAUCGGUCGAUUGUUGGACAUAAAUACCUAUACGUAACCGUUCUCGAAGAAGUAGUAGCGCGAAGAAAAAGAUGUAAUUUAUAUCGGUGCGAUUGGGUGCGGAAUCCUGAAGGAAAUCUCGCCACGCUCUUUAAUCGUAAUCUCCUCAGUAAUCAAAAAGUUUAACCUCUUUGCCGCAACAUGGGCGAUCGGCCGAAGGCACGUGAUCCUGUUCUCUUGUUUCAUUUGUUUUACCGCCUCGCAGCUCUUGAGCUCGAUCGAUGAAUGAAGGCAGUCGUCUUACAAAGCCCGGUAGCCACACUUACGCGAAGCAAAUAAGAUGCAUUCUGCCGCCGACGGUCAUACAUACUACAGAUGCGCGCUGGGCUCGUACAUAUAUAGGUCAAACCAAUCUUUAUAAAUAUUUAUAAAUCAUUAUCUGGCAUAAUAUUGGAAGGGUAAUCGCGACGUGAAAACUAUUCCUCUCGUUUGCAUCGAUUGGAAUUAAUUCACUUUUGGGUUCAUGUAGUUUUGCUCGCUCUUAUAUUGAACUUCGACGAUUGAUUUCUGGGCUUGAGGGUGGACGUUUUCUGCAUUAUGUACAAUUGCGCUUGAAGGUGGCAUGAAUAGAAUAAUAGACUAAAUUUGGAAUUCGAAAGUUUUUUAAGGUUCGCCUUUAAGAGCGAUAUAAAAUUCUUUGGCUAGUUUGAAUGGAGCUAUGCAUGUCCUCUUGCCCUGGGAUUCCCGCUAACAAGCACCGAACGUGUUUCGGUCAAACUAGACCCCCGUUUCGAUUGUUGCAGGGCAGCAUCUUGCCACACUCUAUGAUUAUUUAAAUUACUACUUAGCAACAACAAUCGAUUCAGAAGCCGCGCGCUGAUGAUCAUGCAUUCGAUUACUGUGGGGGACCGAAAUCCGUACAGCACCGAAAUCCGUCCACUUCGUGAGAUAUCAAUAGAAUAAAGGGGGUUUGAGGGAAUUAAUGUAUGAAUCAUUUAUCUUAUCUUGAUCUUAUGCUUGACAGAAAGCUUUCUGGCAAUUGAAAUGGAAAGUAGGCUCUGAAAAUAAAAUAACAUAAUUAAAAAACAAAUCGGCACCCCGCAAACGCGAAGUUUCAGGUGCCAUUUUGUUCGCGUGUUGGACACAAUUGUACCAAAAGUGAGUGUGUUUAAAUUGCAAAUUGCAAUUAAUAGAGCAAGAUCAGCAGCAUAAAUAACAAAGGGAUCGCUUCUCAAGGAGAGUAUUGCGCUAUUCACAGUGUUAGUUUGAGCAAUUGGUCUGCUUUUAUUUAAAUAUUUUGUUGGAAAAUAGCCGUACGGAUUAUGAUCCUAUGAUUCGAAGUCCGUCCACGGUGGACGGAUUUCGAUUCAGGAGGUGUUGAUUUUGUUCGUAAUUUUAUCACAUUUUUCAUUACUUUCAACGCAAUACAGUGAAGCACACAAAAAAUAGAGGCCCUCGUGCAGUUAGAUCAAUGACGAACGUUUGAUUUGCAUUCGAUUUGUAUUUUCUAGAGACUUUUACAUAUACUGAAGUGCUUAAAUGUACGGGUUUCGAUGCACCACGGUAGUUGGGCAACGUCUACCACAGCAGGAUAGGGUAUGAUUGAACGUAAUCCCUAUUUUUCUUCUCGCGUCAACCGCCGCCGGUUAGUUGCGCGUCGUUUGCGCAGAUAUGAUAUCAACGAACAAAAGCCCUAAGCUAAACUACUAAGAGAAUAAAAAACCCUAGCCAUAGGUUGACUUGCCUACGCGAAUUAACAUGCAGCCAAACUAUGUAGUUAUUGUAAGUUAAUUCUUCGCUUUCGGCCCUCAUUUGAAACGAUGUUCGAAACUGCAAUUAUUGCUCGUAACUAGGUAGACGUAUGGCACAAUAGACACGCCUCACAGUUCAGAAACAAAUUUGAAUCAUUGCAAAAAUUAUUGAAAAUAAUCAAAAAUAUUUUUUUUAUUUUCAAUGAAAUGAGGGUUCUUAGUUUCUGGAAAAUAUCAGAAACUGAAAGAACAUAUCACUUAAAAAUCCUUCUUUGACUGCGUACUGCUGAGCGUAAACCGCAGCCUUUUUACUGCCAAUUGAACGGCAAUGUUAAAGUCGUUCUCGUUACUCCACUUGUAUUGCAAUAAAACACAAGCAUCUAAUUGAAUAUCGAUAGUUAACAUUGAUUUUAUUUCAUGAGAGUUACCCUUUGGGUCGGUUGCGGUCGUCGUUAGCAGAAUAGAAAGGAGGAAACGGCUUCUCAUUACAUAUGAUAUCGAUUGAGACGUUUGAAAUCGAGUAGCUGCACUUCGUGGUAUCACAUAAAAAAGUAGGUUGGUAAUUGCUGUAAUUUGAAUUUUAUUAGCUGGCCUAUAAAAAUAGUUACAGCAGCAAAUUUGUUGCUUUGGACAAAUAUUGAACUCUUAAAAUAAUCCAGCAAAAAUGUGUCGACUCUGAUACCAAUAGACAUCACAAUUUUUAUCCCUAUCAAGAAUCUCCUGAGUUUAAAAAAAACUAGAAUUCAAAUACUUUUCAUCGGUAUGUUCGUGAGAUAUAGGGAUUCGUAUUUGAUUUCUGAAAAACUAAGCAAAAAAGGAUUUUGAAAUCCAUAUAAGAAUUUAGCAUACGGCGGAGCUUUUGGGACUUGAUCUUCAAGAUUUCGUGGAAUAUCGUUGAAAAAGAAUAAAAUUUUUAGAUUUAUUGAAGUCAAAGCAAGUAUUGUGGCGGGAUCGAAUUGUUGUGAUCAUGUGUUGAGUUCAAAGCUUGGACAAAUAUAAGACAACUUUUCAUAUACCUACAUAGGGGAACCACUCCUUGAAUUCAUACCAUGUACCCAAAUCAAUACCAUUCGAAAACAAAGAAUUGAUGCGCAAAUUGUUUUGUUUCUCAUUUUUGUGAUUUUUUUCAGCAGUGAGCACGCCGGAUAACAACAAAACACCGCACAAAUUGAGCCUAAAUAGCCUGUUUUACGAAUGUUAUUGAUAUAGGAGCAUGUUAUUAAUAAUGGAACAGAUACCCUAGUUACCGUGAACCGAUUUUUUCGCAACAAGUUGCGUUUGACAGAUGGCAAAGCUAGGGAUCCUGGGAUCGCCAGUUCAUUAGAUUAUCGCAUAAUGUUCUGUGGAAUUGAUCUUUAACAUAUCAACUGCUUUUGUUGCAAUACUGAGCUCAAUCGGGCAUACCGAACCAAUUUCCUGAACAAAAGAGUGGCAGAAGUGUAUUUUCAUAUGCAUUUUGGUUACACCACCAUACAAACUUCAAAUCAAAUGCGCCAGCUUAUGCAACAAGCGAUUGAGCUGAAAUUUUCAGAGAUUGAUUUUCUUAGCCAAAGGCACAAUCCUGAUGGGGCCCCGUAGAAUUUGACAACCUUUUGUUUCCUGAGCCAGUCUAGUGUGCCACCUUGAGCGAUCUGUUCUGUAACUAUUAAAAAAUUCAAUGUGAGAUCCCAACAAACAUCGGAAUCUGAUAGAGCGCUUAUUCAACCAAAAUAGUCUUCUAAGGCUGUAAAAUUAGCUUUUUCAGCUUAAAUUGUUUGUAGGAAACUCAGAUAUGCUUCCCCCAAAUCCAAAUUACACUUAAAUUUUUACUAAUGAUUGAGUAGUUUUGAACUUAAUUUUAAUUAAAAAACACUUAAAUGAAAGAUUAAAAAACAGAUCAGGUCUCAGAAACAAAUUAUGCAGAAAAAACUAUUUCUGAAACGUUUCAAAAAUGGUUAAAAAAACAGUAAGUCUUAAGAACUUUAAUAAAAAACGGGUAUAUUGGACGUACCACAUUUUAAAUGAAUAUUUUUUACAUAAUUAAUUCCAUUACAUUACAUUGACGUAAUUAAUGAAUGAAUGUUUUCUUCCAUAGACCCAAGGCUGCACCUCUGGAAGAUUCAGAUUGAUAACUUCCUUCAUUUUUCAACGUUUAGUGGUUGAAUCUAUGAACUCUGGAAGAGUUCCUGGAUGGAACGUUGUUAUCAUUUUGGAAUAUAAUUAAUGGUUUUCUUCUUUUUUUCGUUUUAUUAAAAAAAAACUUGUGUCGAAUUCGUUUUUAAACCUGGGUCAGGGCCAACCCGAACCCUGAAUAAAAAACCCAGAUUAAUCCACCUAGCGAUGACGAUGCCUUUCUCGAUUUUACCGUUGGGCUUCGCCUUAGUGUGAUACACAUACAUAAUAAAUAAUUGCUCACAUUGCCGCUCUUGCAAACGCUGUAUAGUGAAUCAAUCAACCAAUAGUUUACACUAGAAAUACUAGAAUAAGAGAUCGACUAAGACGCCAUCUUGUUUCCAAUCGAACCGUCAAAAGCGGUUCCAUUUCGACUUGUUUACUUUUUGCGCCCAUAAGAAGCAAGCAAAAAGUUCAAGUGCUGCCAGUAUCAUUUUCACGAUUUCAUGCAUUUUCAUACGUUGCCAUUUCGACAGUUUUUCAGCCCAACUAACAUUUAAUGUCAAUGUAAAUGUUAUUUCAACUCGUCUAUACGGCUUCAAGCUGAAUAUGUGUGCUAUACAUAUGAUCAAGAACUUCUAUUCAAUGCUUUUACCAGCAAAUCUGGCGAAUCUAUUCAGCUGUUUUUGACGUGUCUGCACAACUACUUUACAGCAUGUUACACAGUUUUUUCUCAAUCUUUACUAAACCAUUUAGUAAUAUAAUUCGCUUCAAUGGCGCUUAUUCAGAUUUUUUGAAUCUGUUAAAUAAGUUUUAUACAGCCACUGAAUUCAAUUUGAUUAAAUAUUAUUUGAGAGGAGAGUAAAUUUCGGGAGUUUAUUCAAUGUUUUUUUUGUGAAAACUCAAAUAUCAAUUUUGUUGCUACCUAGAUUCGAACUCCUGAUCUCCUGAUUCAAUGGCCGUUGCUCUGUCAUCACCGUCACUUUGACAUAUGUAAAUAACAAAGAAAAUUAUGGAUGUGCUUCUUCACAUACCCUAUAGGUUGUUUUACUAACGCUAUUUUCAGAUUCAUGCUGUAUAAACGUUAGAAAGAGGCCUACAUGCUGCUUUCAGCACAUAAGCUUAAAAAUUAUGCUUUCAGCAUUAUUUCAACCAUUAUUCAAACAUCUAUCAGCAUGUUCUGUUGGCUAACUUUUAUCCAUCAUCAAUCGCUGAAAUUGUUUUUAGGCAACAUUUUCUCGACCUGUAUAGAUGCUACUUUGCUGCUAAUCGUUUAACAGUAGCCGUCAACAGAAAUAUCGCUUCUAAAUGGCUUGUUUUCUUACGCUAUCUGCUAGCAUUAAUGACAGCGCUUUGUCAGUUGCUAUAAGAGCAGGUGAAUAUCUUUGUAGCUGCAUUACAGAAAUCAAUAGCUCAUACACAGCUCCGGCAACAAAUAUCAAAUGUAAACAUAGCGGUUUUGACGUUCCAUACUGAUAUGCUAUUAAAAGAAGCAGUAAUAGGUUUACUUAAACGUUGUGUAAUCUUCAAAGGUACAGAAGUUGCCUAAAAGCUUCGUUAGUUCAUUUAUAGCGCCAUUACGCUAUAUUGUUAGUGCUAUAACAACAGCAAAAACGUUUUCAUUGUGAAUGCUACUCACCGUAAUAUGGGAAGUUGCUGACAAGCAACUCAGUUACAUACAUGAGCUCUUAACCGAUAAGCUUUGUUGCUAAUUCAGACAGAGCUGUUUUAUGACUAUAUGAAAGCUGCAUAAACGAUAAAAUAUUAAAUAUAUUCGGCACACUGACUAGCUGAUAGAUAUUGGGGUAAUAGUCGAGUUGAAGUUUAAGGGAUUAUUUGCGGAGGCUUUUCUUUUAUUCAGCAUUGGCUGCUUUUAUUCAAAUAUUAUACAGCCAAAGGCUAGAAGUUGAAGCUUUUAGCACCAAAAAUGUUAGUUGGGAGUCCGCCGGUCUCUGGUUAUAGGGUUGCUAGUUUACACUAUCGGGCGGCCCCAUACGAAGUGAUGUCCGAAAAUAUUUUUUUGUUUUCCCGCAUUUUUUGAUAGUAAAUAUUCCAGUAAGUUUAGUAUAAAAUAAGUGAUAUUUAUGUAUUUUUAUCGCAUCCAAAAGGUGUAACUAGAACUUAAUGAGCUACGUAUUCCUGAACAAUAAAUUUGAACGUUUGUUUUUUUUUUGUUUUGUUCAAAUGCAAAUCAAAACUACAAUAAGGUUGCUGUUCAUCAGAUUGAAUAGGAGAGGUGGAGGUGGAAGCCCCCUCACCCUUCUAAUCAAGAUCUGAAGACCCCCCCACUCCAAUUUUAUAAAUAAGUUGUAUAAGAGUAUUGUUUUUAUCAAUCAGGUAUUUUGGAGAAGAAUUAUUUGUCUACCAAAUAUAAUUUAUAAACAAGGUUAUCGUGAAAACCGUGAAAACAUUUAAAACUGUUUAGUCCAGUUGGGUAAAUUGGUACGUGUUUUUAAUUGGUACAAUUUUUUUGGUUUAUGCUCGCAUAACCCAACUAACAAUUUUGGCGCUAAAAGCUUCAACUUCUAGCCUUUGGCGAUUAAUCGAUAAUGGUAAUUAA
Molecule: messenger RNA, 13186 nt
Organism: Armigeres subalbatus
Lineage: Eukaryota; Metazoa; Arthropoda; Insecta; Diptera; Culicidae
Product: netrin receptor unc-5-like
Exons: 14
Coding region: 3322-6753 (1143 amino acids)
Biological process (GO): motor neuron axon guidance; netrin-activated signaling pathway
Cellular component (GO): membrane
Molecular function (GO): netrin receptor activity; protein binding
Source: RefSeq, a predicted model, not a curated record